This is a messenger RNA of Odocoileus virginianus texanus, 2580 nucleotides long. RefSeq names its product NADPH oxidase 4 (gene NOX4). Gene Ontology annotation, biological process: superoxide anion generation; defense response. Gene Ontology annotation, cellular component: plasma membrane; NADPH oxidase complex. The record is from RefSeq and is a predicted model, not a curated record. NCBI's taxonomy places the organism in Eukaryota, Metazoa, Chordata, Mammalia, Artiodactyla, Cervidae. Gene Ontology annotation, molecular function: superoxide-generating NAD(P)H oxidase activity.
GGCCGGCGGCAUGGCCGUGUCCUGGAGGAGCUGGCUGGCCAACGAAGGGGUUAAACACCUCUGCCUGCUUGUCUGGCUCUCCCUGAAUGUCCUGCUUUUCUGGAAAACCUUUCUGCUGUAUAACCAAGGGCCGGAGUAUCACUACCUCCACCAGAUGCUGGGGCUAGGAUUGUGUCUAAGCAGAGCCUCUGCAUCUGUUCUUAACCUCAACUGCAGCCUUAUCCUCUUACCCGUGUGCCGCACGCUCCUGGCUUACCUUCGAGGAUCGCAGAAGGUUCCAAGCCGGAGAACCAGAAGAUUGUUGGAUAAAAGCAGAACAUUCCACAUAACCUGUGGUGUGACUAUCUGUAUUUUCUCAGGUGUGCACGUGGCCGCCCACCUGGUUAAUGCCCUCAACUUCUCAGUGAACUACCGUGAGGAUUUUGUCGAACUGAACGCAGCAAGAUACCGAGAGGAGGAUCCUAGAAAACUGCUCUUCACAACUGUUCCUGGCCUGACAGGAGUCUGCAUGGUACUGGUGCUGUUCUUGAUGAUUACAGCUUCAACAUAUGCGAUACGAGUUUCUAACUAUGACAUCUUCUGGUAUACUCAUAAUCUCUUCUUUGUCUUCUACAUGUUGCUGAUGUUACAUGUAUCAGGAGGGCUGCUGAAGUAUCAGACAAAUUUAGAUACCCACCCUCCUGGCUGCAUGAAUCUUAAUGGAACCCACUACCAGAAUACUCAUUUACCAGAGCAUUUCUCAGAACAUUUUCAUGACUCUUCUCCUGGAGGAUUUUCAAAGUCUGAUGAACUUACCCAGAACACGUUUGUGAAGAUUUGUAUGGAAAAGCCCAGGUUCCAAGCUAAUUUUCCACAGACCUGGCUUUGGAUUUCUGGACCUUUGUGCCUAUAUUGUGCUGAAAGGCUUUACAGGUGUAUCCGGAGCAAUAAGCCAGUCACCAUCAUCUCAGUCACAAGUCAUCCAUCAGAUGUCAUGGAAAUCCGAAUGGUCAAAGAAAAUUUUAAAGCAAGACCUGGCCAGUACAUUAUUCUACAUUGUCCCAGUGUGUCUGCAUUAGAAAACCAUCCAUUUACUCUCACAAUGUGUCCUACUGAAACCAAAGCAACAUUUGGGGUCCACCUUAAGAUAGUAGGAGACUGGACAGAACGAUUUCGAGACUUACUACUUCCACCAUCUAGUCAAGACUCCGAGAUUCUGCCCUUCAUUCAAUCUAGAAAUUAUCCCAAGCUAUAUAUUGAUGGUCCCUUUGGAAGUCCGUUUGAAGAGUCACUGAACUAUGAGGUUAGCCUCUGCGUGGCUGGAGGCAUUGGAGUCACUCCGUUUGCAUCAAUCCUCAACACUCUGCUGGAUGACUGGAAACCAUACAAGCUUAGAAGAUUGUAUUUUAUUUGGGUAUGCAGAGAUAUCCAGUCCUUCUGCUGGUUUGCAGACUUGCUCUGUGUGUUGUAUAACAAGUUUUGGCAAGAGAACAGACCUGAUUAUGUCAACAUUCAGCUGUACCUCAGUCAGACAGAUGGGAUACAGAAGAUAAUUGGAGAAAAAUAUCAAGCACUGAAUUCAAGACUUUUUAUUGGACGUCCUCGGUGGAAACUUCUGUUUGAUGAAAUAGCAAAAUGUAACAGAGGGAAAACAGUUGGUGUUUUUUGCUGUGGACCCAAUUCGAUUUCUAAGACUCUUCAUAAGCUGAGUAAUCAAAACAAUUCCUAUGGGACAAGAUUUGAGUACAAUAAAGAAUCUUUCAGUUGAAAAACCUCUGAGAUGAACAAGGACUCUAAAGAAGGAAUGAGUGCAAUUUCUAAGGCUUUGAAAUGCAGCUGAAUCAAACAGCUGUGUCAUGCCAAACAGUAGCAAGGUUUUCUUAUUUAUGAUUAUUUAAAAUGGAAAUGCGGAGAGAAUGUGGCAGGAUGACAGGUCACAUUACAUGUUUAAUCUGGAAACCAAAGAGGCCCUGAAGGAUAUCUGAUGUGAUUAUUCACUUUUCACUGCUCAGAUUAAAAGAAAACUAUUAGGUGCACACUGUUGAUUUUUAUGGCAGAUUCAAGAGCUCCCUAGUGAGGAGUUGCACUUGCUCAUUGUGAGGCUGGUAGCCUUGGUUCUCUUUUAAAUUGUUUUUGGUUGAACAAAUGCAAGAUUGAACAAAAUUAAAAAUGCUUUGAAACUCAGAUUACAUUUUCUACAUGAGUAUAAACAGAGAAGCAUUGAUUUAGAAAAGCUCCAGGCCAAUAUAUUAGGUGUCUGAAAAUACAGCACAGGAUUCUGAGUUGAUACGGGUACUUUGUGUUGCUUGCUCACUACUGAUGCUAAUACCUCUACUUGAUAUCUUUAGGCUUUAUGCUCAAUGAACCUUUUGCAGAUGCUGAUAUAAUACCUAUUGAUUUUUUAAAAUAUUUUUCUUUCAUCUUUGUUCCUUUGUCUAGGGAAAUCUGCCCUCCCUUGUCAUGUGUUAGACACGAUGAUUUGAUCACUCCAUUCCAUUCCCAAUUUAUUUAAUCUAUCACUAUUGCAUUUUAAUGAGGAAAUGUCAUUAAUGUAAAUUAUAAAGGGACGUACAGACUGAUAACUUUUUUUCCUUUUUCAGC